AUGCAUUUGAUGUAUACUUUGGGCCCAGAUGGCAAAAGGAUUUAUACAUUAAAAAAGGUCACUGAGACCGGAGAAAUUACAAAGUCAGCUCACCCAGCUAGAUUUUCUCCAGACGACAAAUAUUCGAGACAAAGAGUUACUUUAAAAAAGAGAUUUGGUUUGGUACCAGGUCAAUAA
This is a messenger RNA of Saccharomyces mikatae IFO 1815, 177 nucleotides long. It is a transcript of the gene NOP10, whose product is annotated as snoRNP complex protein NOP10. Lineage: Eukaryota; Fungi; Ascomycota; Saccharomycetes; Saccharomycetales; Saccharomycetaceae. Gene Ontology annotation, cellular component: box H/ACA telomerase RNP complex; box H/ACA snoRNP complex. The record is from RefSeq and is a predicted model, not a curated record. The coding region runs from base 1 to 177 and encodes 58 amino acids. The transcript has a single exon. Gene Ontology annotation, molecular function: telomerase RNA binding; box H/ACA snoRNA binding. Gene Ontology annotation, biological process: ribosome biogenesis; snRNA pseudouridine synthesis; positive regulation of telomerase RNA localization to Cajal body.